AUGGCUUCGCGAUCAUUGGCCCAAUUGGGCCGUAAGGCUACUGCCCGACUCCUCCAGUCCAACGUGCAAAGACUUGCUCCAGCUGUUGCUGUCCGUAGCAGCUCCACUGUUACCGACAAGAAGGGAGUCCACACUUCUGUUGUUGCUGAAGCCGCUCAGGCUGAUAAGAAGGUCUCCGCCAAGGCCACCGCAAGUGGAUCCAAGGGACGUGUUGUUGCCGUUAUUGGAGCCGUCGUUGACGUCCAAUUCGAUGAAAACCUUCCAGCUAUUCUUAACGGUCUCGAAGUCACCGGAAGAAAUCCCAAGCUCGUUCUUGAGGUCUCUCAACAUCUUGGAGACAAUGUUGUCCGCUGUAUUGCUAUGGACGGUACUGAGGGUCUUGUCCGUGGACAAGAAGUCGUAGACUCUGGAGAUCCAAUCAGAAUUCCAGUAGGACCAGAAACUCUUGGACGUAUCAUGAACGUUAUUGGAGAGCCAAUCGACGAGAGAGGCCCAAUCGCUUCCAAGGCUUUCGCUCCUAUCCACGCUGAAGCCCCAGAAUUCGUUGACAUGUCCGUCGAGCAAGAAAUUCUUGUUACCGGAAUCAAGGUCGUAGAUCUCUUGGCUCCAUACGCUAAGGGAGGAAAGAUUGGUCUCUUCGGUGGUGCCGGAGUAGGAAAGACUGUAUUGAUUAUGGAGUUGAUCAACAACGUCGCCAAGGCUCACGGAGGUUACUCUGUAUUCGCUGGAGUCGGAGAACGUACUCGUGAAGGUAACGAUCUCUACCACGAAAUGAUUGAAGGAGGUGUCAUCGAUCUCAAGGGAAACAACUCUAAGGUAUCUCUCGUAUACGGACAGAUGAACGAGCCCCCAGGUGCCCGUGCUCGUGUGUGUCUUACUGGACUCACUGUUGCCGAAUAUUUCCGUGAUCAAGAAGGACAGGAUGUACUUCUCUUCAUUGACAACAUUUUCCGUUUCACUCAAGCCGGAUCUGAAGUAUCUGCUCUUCUCGGACGUAUCCCAUCCGCUGUAGGAUACCAACCAACCCUCGCCACUGAUAUGGGUGGUAUGCAAGAACGUAUUACAACCACCAAGAAGGGAUCCAUUACAUCCGUACAAGCCAUCUACGUACCUGCUGACGAUUUGACUGAUCCUGCCCCAGCCACCACUUUCGCUCACUUGGACGCCACCACUGUAUUGUCUCGUGGUAUCGCCGAAUUGGCUAUCUACCCUGCUGUCGAUCCUCUUGAUUCCACCUCCCGUAUUAUGGACCCCAACAUCGUCGGAGAUGAGCACUACGGAAUCGCUCGUGGAGUUCAAAAGAUUCUUCAAGACUACAAAUCUCUCCAAGAUAUUAUCGCUAUUCUUGGUAUGGAUGAAUUGUCUGAAGACGACAAGCUCACCGUAUCUCGCGCUCGUAAGAUCCAGCGUUUCCUCUCUCAACCUUUCCAAGUCGCUGAAGUUUUCACUGGACAUCAAGGAAAAUUCGUUUCUCUUGCUGAGACCAUCCGUGGAUUCAACAUGAUCCUCAAGGGAGAACUCGACCAUAUCCCAGAGUUUGCUUUCUACAUGCAAGGAGGUAUCGAUGAUGUGUUCAAGAAGGCUGAAGAGCUCGCUAAGCAACACGGAAACUAG
Messenger RNA from Auanema sp. JU1783, 1614 nucleotides. Lineage: Eukaryota; Metazoa; Nematoda; Chromadorea; Rhabditida; Rhabditidae. The record is from the annotation of a GenBank genome assembly.